Hyla sarda is the source of this 2104-nucleotide messenger RNA. RefSeq names its product double-headed protease inhibitor, submandibular gland-like. The transcript is spliced from 10 exons. Gene Ontology annotation, molecular function: serine-type endopeptidase inhibitor activity; protein binding. The record is from RefSeq and is a predicted model, not a curated record. NCBI's taxonomy places the organism in Eukaryota, Metazoa, Chordata, Amphibia, Anura, Hylidae. Bases 1117 to 1527 code for a protein of 136 amino acids.
ACUGACAGUCAAAGCGCGAUCACGGACACAGAAACAGCCGGGACACGUGAUCUGCUCUCUGAUUGGUCAGUGCGUCAGAGGACAGCCAAUCAGAGCGAUCGCCGGGCGGGACCGCUCUGAUUGGUCCCUCUGCACGUCAGUGAUGCACUGCUGCUGAAAGCAUUGGAGAUCGCCGCGGCUUCACUCCAAUACGUCCAGUUGCGCGAACCUGUCGGGACGUAUGCAUACGUCCUGUAGCAGGAAGGGAUUAACCCUUUAGAUUGCGUCUGUCCUAUUCCCCUGCCUUUUACCAUCCUGCCGCCAUGCUCCUCCAUCCCUUUUUGCAUUCUUCAAUAUGAACAAAGCCUGAGGAAAUGUUUUGCUACUAGACGUGCACCACACCUGUUCUCAUCUCAGUUGCAUUGAUGUGGAUGGAGCCAAGUUGUAAUACCACACCUCUAAACUAAGACUAGAGGCUGAACUGGGGAUCAGAGUGGGAGCAUAAGGAGUUGAGCAACUCUUCACUCCAACCCGCAGGCUAGAUGUGCCACCAUCCGGGAGGAAGUGACGGCGGCAUGCGCUAGAGCCGCGCGCUCCGGGGCUCCGGCCCCGCCCCCUGAGCCCUCGGGACGGACGUGGAGCGGAUGCCUUGGAAGUGGAAGAAACUGAGGAUGGGCAGUCUGUGCCCCCUAUGGGAACCCAAAUGUUGGAGGAGAUCUUGGGAGGGGUCCUCGUCUGACAAGAGUAUGUGCCAGUGUGUCUUCAUGAUUUGAUAUACCUUCUCUGAACACGCAUCACUGCUGGUUUACUUCUUUAUAGGACACAUCCUGCUGUUUCAUAAAGGGAAGAAGAUUAUGUGGAACAGCAAAUAGAACUGAGACUGAACUUCCCCCCUGAUGUUUCCUUAUUUAUUAAGUAAAAGCAAAUAUUUGUAAAUAUAAGAUUAUAAUUGAGGAAAGAAGCUAGGUCUUGGCUGGUAAUGACAUGACUUAAAUGUUAUAUCCGUUUACCGUAAGUAUUGACGAUGUCUGCUUUUAGACCUCCCUUAAGUAAACCUCUGAAGAAUAUAAAUAUAUACAACAAUGUGAAGGAGAAUUACUUGCCGAAUCUAUUGCUCCAGGUUCACACUCCUCAACUAUGACGCCCAUAGGAGUCAUUGUCCUUGCUGUUGUGGCAUUCAUCAGUUUCACAGGUGUCAUCUGUAACCCUAAUGAUGGUGGAACUGAGCCUAAGGAUGAAUGCAAAGACUAUAAAGAAGCUUGCACAAGAGAGUAUAAACCAGUCUGUGGAUCUGAUCAAAACACCUAUAACAACAAAUGUCUUUUUUGCAAUGCUAAGAAAACUAAGGCUGACCUAGAACUUGUAGCUGAAGGACCAUGCCCGGAUGAAUGCAAAAACUUCGAAGGAGAUGCCUGCACUUUGCAACUUGAUCCAGUCUGUGGAUCUGACGGUCAAAACUAUGGCAACAAAUGUUCUUAUUGUUUUGCUAAGAGAAGCAAUCCUGAGCUGUCGAUUGCACCAAAAGAAGCAUGUCCAACAAAAAAUUAAUAAAUGCAGCAUAUUUGCAUGUCUUGUCAAAUAAUGACCAAAACUUCAAUAAAUGGAAAGGCAUACUAACAUUGUGUUUGAGUCUGGUUAAAUUGAACCAUGUAGGGUACUAUUACAUACAGUAUAAGGAUAUUUUAAUGUGUUUAAUAUACACAAACUGCAUGUAAUAACGCUUGUGUUCUGUAUAAUUGGUUAGAAAGUCAAACAUUUGAAAAAACAUACUUUUUCAUCCAUUUUUUUUUUAAAUGUUUUAUUAACCCCUUAAGGACAUAACCUAAUUUGGUCGCUUUCCUUUUUUUUUUUUCUUCUCACCUUUUAGUAGCCAUACUUUAAUUUUUCCACCCACAGACCCAUAUGAGAGUUAGUUUUUUUUUUGCUUAACAAAUUGUACUUUGUAAUAACACCUUUAAUUUUACCAUAAAAUGUGCAGCAAAACAAAAUAUGAUUAUUUGUGUGGGGUUUGAAAAGAAAACCACAAUUUCAAUAAUCUUAGGGGGGCGGGUGGUUUUUACGAAGUUCACUUUCUGGUAAAAAGGAGAUGUUCUCUAUAUUCUGUAAAUCAAUGUGAUUAAAACAA